Molecule: messenger RNA, 540 nt
Organism: Blepharisma stoltei
Lineage: Eukaryota; Ciliophora; Heterotrichea; Heterotrichida; Blepharismidae
Source: the annotation of a GenBank genome assembly
AUGUUUGCACUUUUCCAUGCCAAAAAAAGCCUCCCUUCUCCAGUGUUUUUCAAUUGUCCUACUGAUGUGGGCUUUGAAACCUCUUCGCCAAAUGCAUGUGUUUAUUGUGGCUUAUGCUUUAAUAGCUCUUAUGAAAAAGGGCUGCAUUUAAAUCCUCCCACAGGAACUCAAGCUUACCAUAUAAGUUCCAGCCAAGACCUACCUAGAGAUAACUCCUUCACCAAAACGCUCUCAGAUUCAAUAGAAGCAAUUCCUUCAGAAAACAAUUCGAAUUUGGCAACAGGCCAAUACUUCUGUAAAGUCUGCAACAGAGCCUUUGAAACCUUUAAAGGCUACAAGCAGCACCAAGGGAAGAUGCAUAGAACAAAAAGAAGAAAUUUUAAAUGCUUGAAAUGCAGCCGAAAAUUUGUCAGUAAGUACGCAUUGAAGUUUCAUAAGAUCCAAGUCCACGAAAAAGCGUUCAAAGUGGAAUGCGAACACUGCAGCAAAGUUUUAUACAACAAAUAUCAUUAUCAGGUGCACCUUAAGUCUUGCUUUUAA